This is a messenger RNA of Salarias fasciatus (jewelled blenny), 1135 nucleotides long. It is a transcript of the gene ier2a, whose product is annotated as immediate early response 2a. The transcript has a single exon. The record is from RefSeq and is a predicted model, not a curated record. Lineage: Eukaryota; Metazoa; Chordata; Actinopteri; Blenniiformes; Blenniidae. The coding region runs from base 97 to 672 and encodes 191 amino acids.
AUUGCGUCUGUCCGGGAAGUCCAAGGGGAGCGACCAUAUUCAGAUACUACUUCUGAUUGUUUGUCCAACAACAACAAAAACAGCACAAGUUGUAAGAUGGAGGUCAGCGCGGAGGCCAAGCGGGUCAUGGUGGUGGCUUUGGGGAAACUCUACAGCUCCCGCAUCCAGCGAGGGGGUCUCCGUCUCCACCGGAGCCUUCUGCUCACUCUGGUGAUGAAAUCCGCCCGGGACAUCUACCACGCGGCCCAGGCGACCGCUGAGAGCGUGGCGUCGGACUGGGAGGUAGAGGAGCAGCAACCCCCCGCGGGGGAGAUGAGCACGGAGCCCAGCGGCGCCCAGGACCUCCUCGCCGCUCGGACUUCAGCCGUGGAGGAGGCCGCGGGACCCUCCGAGGAGGAGGAGGCGGCGGCGGCGGCGAAGCUGCGUACCGGCGCGGAGGACAAGGAGAACCAGCGGCCGCCCGGCCCGCCUCAACACGCCCGGAAGCGGCGGGGCAAAGCGGCGGCGGAGCCGGACUUUCUCCCCUGCAAGAAGGCAAAACUUGAGCAGGGAAACAGCCCGCAGCCGCUCGUCGUCAGCUCCGUGCUGGUGGACUACGUGAUGUGCGGGAGUGAACUGGGCACGACGACCCCAACCCCCAUUCCGAUACAGAGAGCCAUCGCGGCGUGUUGAGACCGCACGUUACACGGAGUUGGAAGUUUCUUUUUUUUUUUCCCUUUACCAAGGCGGGACUGGAAGCUUGAACAGUCCCCACUGUGCGCCUCUUCCCCCCCCCCUCCCCCCGGUCGGGAGUUUCGGGCGAAGGACUGAGCAAAGUGCGCCCUGAAAGUCCGAGAAAUGACUGUGAGCAACGCUGGGAAUUUACGCGGAAGUGGCCGAGGAAACGCGCAGUCGUCCCACUGACUUUUGGCCUAAUUCCGAGUUUACCGGGCCGGAGGCGGAACUUCAGAAAGUCCUGGGAAAACAAGCCUGGCUGCCUUUAUGAACAUUUCACACACACUUUCCGUUUAAGGACUUUGUUUCUCAUCAUUUCGCCUUGUUUAUGUCUACAUUCUGAAUGAAGAUGAUACAUGUGUUCAAGUGUACAGCAUUCUCAAUGGUUACAACUACCUCAGUAUUUAUUAAACAUUUUUGU